UGUUCAUGUGACAGUAUAAAACUAUAUUUAGCACGUAAUGCCGAGCAAUUUUUACUUGUUAAUGACCUUAAAAAAGAAAACAUACGCGCGUACCUCUAUAGUGGUCGUGCAAGAUACUAUCUAGGAAAUCGAUUUUACAAGUUCAAAAUGACUUCAAAUACUAUGAGAAUACGACAGGCCACAUCUGCUGAUAAGGAAUCUGUUAUCGGUAUUCAUAACAACGUGUAUGACGGGCUAGACUACAUUGCUGAGUAUUUCGACGACUUUAUUGCAUGUCCUCUUACCACACCAUACGUUGCUCUCAUCAAAAACGAAAUUGUUGGUUUUGUUGCAACAUUUAUGGUUGACGAAGGCAAGACUGUGAUUACACGUGCUGGAAGACUGAGUCCGAGUGUUGGUGGACAGGGCUUGUACAAGCAGUUUCAUGCUCAGGUGCUUAAAGCUUCGGGAACAUCAAGGCAUGCAUUCAUUACUGCCAACACACAUCCUGCCGCUAACAAGGAGACGUUUAGGGCUGUCAACAAGCUAAUACUUUCGAAGCCUCUCACAAGAUUUUUGUUUGACGCUCGUGUUUUGCAAUCUCUGGUUGAACCGAGUGAAAAAUUACACAGCCCAUCGGACGCAGAUUUCAAGCAUUUCUUUUCCAGUCCUGCUAUUAGAAACCACUUAUUUCCGAAAGAGAGGAUCAUUGUAGAUUGGGUGCCUUACAGACUUACCGAAGCCAAUGUUUCACUUCUUCGUUGGUCUGGCGAAAGGACGAAGGUCUUGUCUGACAUUUCAGUCGAUACUGAUGGAAUGGUCAGUGGUCUCCUGACUUUCUCAACGAUAAUUCCUGUCAAGAGACCGGCAUACAGUUGUAACUUCAAUAUUUAUGGUACAGAUACCACGACAUUAAAAGAUCACGUGAUUUCUCACAUGCGUUACAUACGUGGCACGGCAGUUGGCGUUAUCAGUCUUCUAGUCUUGGUAGAGCCAGGUUUUAAUAUGCAAGUUUUGGAAGAUGUGUUUAAAGAAAUCGGGAUACAAAGAAGUGAUUGGCGUGAUUCUGAAAAUCCUGAAAUUAUUUACUCUUACCAGUUUUUGUUUGAAAAAGAAUUAUGAAUAUUCAAGAUAUUGUAACGUGUUAGCCUGAUAAAAUACUUGUUUCAUUUUGAGACGUGCUGUUAAUAAUAAUUUCAGCUUUCAGAACUGUCAGAAAACGUGCAGAAAUAAUUGAAUGUACUCUAUACAAAUGCAUCAACGUAUAUUGAACGUUUAAAUUUAAAUGUUUUAGCAAUAAUACCAAUUAGAUAUUGCGGAUCUGAAAUGUGCAGUAUGUUUUUAACCUGGUUUAAGCUCCAUAUAUAACGUAACUGUAUUGUAGGAAGUAUAUGUAUUAGUAUAAGUAGUAUUAGUAUUAGUAUCAUUUUUUAUCAUGCUUAUUAUACAAGAAGUAAUUCUUAAUUGAGCAGUUUACAUUUGUCGUCGUGUUUAAUGUGCAUGAAUGCAUCCAUAUGUACUUUAAACGCAACCCUGUACAUGUAUUUCAUAUCAAGAUAAAAAAAUCUUGAUUCGUUUUUGCUUUCCCUUUCCACACUGUUCAAAUAUAUCAAAUGCUGCUUACUUCCUACAUUUAAAUCUUUUAAAAACGACUAAACAAAAUCUUCAACUAAAGACCUUUCUCGGAAUAGCAAAGUUUCCUGCGAAAGCAAGAACAUGGAGCAAGUUAAAACAGUGCGAUCACUUUCACAACACUUGAAAUUAUGAUGACCCUGUAAAACAAAUAAUUAUUUUAUCGUAUAAUAUAUGUUGAAGUAUG
This is a messenger RNA of Mercenaria mercenaria, 1798 nucleotides long. RefSeq lists its product as uncharacterized. The record is from RefSeq and is a predicted model, not a curated record. NCBI's taxonomy places the organism in Eukaryota, Metazoa, Mollusca, Bivalvia, Venerida, Veneridae. The coding region runs from base 148 to 1101 and encodes 317 amino acids. The transcript is spliced from 4 exons.